Messenger RNA from Penicillium argentinense, 852 nucleotides. RefSeq lists its product as uncharacterized. Bases 1 to 852 code for a protein of 283 amino acids. The record is from RefSeq and is a predicted model, not a curated record. The transcript has 5 exons. NCBI's taxonomy places the organism in Eukaryota, Fungi, Ascomycota, Eurotiomycetes, Eurotiales, Aspergillaceae.
AUGUGCUUUAGCCCCAUCUUCACGUAUACCGAACAGAAUGACAGUCUGGGUCUUUGUGUCAUUCAAGAUAUACUCACGUAUGCUUUUAAGGAUGACGCCUUUGCCAGCCCUCAUAUUAAAUCCCCUCAGGACAUCUGGCGCCUUACAGAAAUUCUAGCGCAUCAUCUCAUUACACCGAUUCAUUUCAAAAAGAGCGUCAGAGAGAUCUGCAAUUUUAGACGUACCAUUGUCUCUGGGACAAAUACAAAGUGUGCCAAGUACUAUCAAAUUGGGAAAGAUGAGACCUGCGACACCGUCACAGAGAAAACCGGUAUUUCUAGAUCUGACUUCAUGUUUUUGAACCCCGAGCUCACGGAGACCUGCACAAACCUCCAAAAGGAUGUGUACUACUGUGUGCAGGCUGUUGGAGAUAUUACAACCUACUCGGGCCAUGCUGGAAGUACUUCAGAUCGAUUCAGCAAAGUCUCCAUGACCUCCGUUCCUUCGUCGGCCUCUAGACCCGACUUUGCCGGCGCUUUGAAGAACAACUCCAUCCCUGCCAUUCCUCUUGCCAAGGAUACUAGAAAGGACUGUUACGAUUACAUUUGGAUGAACAACAUCACCGACAAUGCGCUCGCGGAUUGCUGGACAAUGGCCAUGACAAUCGACGUUCCGAAAGAGGACUUCAUUAUGUGGAACCCCUCGCUCGAGAAGAAUGCUACCGGUUACAAUUAUCCUUGUACACUUCAAAGCAGCUCGUCUUAUUGUGUGCAGCUCUCCAAGCCGACCAAUACUCAGACAACCAGAGUCCAAAGUCCCUCAUCGGUUGCUGCGUCGUCUACUCAAAGUCCAAAAUCUACAACUCACGCCUGA